CAAAUUAAGUCAAACGUCAAUGAAACGUCAACUGAUCCUCGUGCAACGUCGGUCGGAGCACUCGGAGCGAAAGAGAUCCGAGCGGAGUAAAUUUCGCCCAGCGCGCUUAUUGGUUGCCCGACGGAAGCUUCCUAGAGACUUUACCAAAUCCCGGACAAUUCCCCAUGAAAUAUUCCUUCGACCGCGCACAGGUUCGUCCCGCGCAUUACCCCGCGGUCAAAUUCCGAGCCUGUCUCGUGGAAAAUCAUCUCCGGCGCGGCGCCGAAAAAAAUCGCACGCGUUGGCGGGAGGUUUCAAUGAACUGCCAGGUUCUGCUUGCUCCGGAGGGCAACACACCGUCGUCCUCAUUUCCACCGUUUCCGACCACGGGGGGGGGGAGGCGUACAUACCGCUCCCCCCCCCUCCCCCGCAGUUCUCGCCGCACGCCACCGUUUGUUCGCACGUUGCACGCGAAUUUCGGCAGUUUUUGCGGAAAUUCGCGCCGCACCCGGACUCCCACAUGGACGACGUUCUCGAGAGCUGGGAGCAGAUCGAGGAGUCCGGUGCACUCGACAAAAGACUGGAGGCCCUGCGGCUGCACACAGUGGAGGAUGAGUUAGAAUCUUCUAGGACCAGCCAUGAUGCAGGCACAAGAAUGAUCAUAUUAGGGGAAGAUGGUAUCAGGUCUCAGUACGUACCUCCAAAACCCAUGGUGAAGAUAUUAAAAAGACCGACUGCAAACUCACGGGGCAGUGGCGACGGUCCAGACGACAAGCCUAAGCAACCUAUUAAAUCUCUGAAACAGCGAGAACAGGAAUAUGCGGAGGCACGCAGGAGGAUCCUGGGAGAGGAGAAGAGUCCAGAGGAGAAGACUGUGCAAGAGAUCAAUAAAAUACAGGCAAAGUCGAGCACGCCGAAUGGCAAUAAUUUCCCCAGCAAUGUCAUUCGCAUGCCUACUGGCCCAGAUGGCACCCGGGGCUUCAACGUACGCAGGUAGCGUACCCGUAUUCUUCCGAUUGACUCUUUCCACCCAUCUUCUUCUCCUUCCUGCUCGCUGCCAUGGGAAAGGAGAACGGCUAUGAGGCCGUCGAUACGGUAGGAGUAGCGUCCCUGCGCUGCCGACCAGGAUGAAUAACGAGGUAUCAGACUCGGAGCUGCGUUCUACGAUUCGUCACCACGCGUGGACUCAGCCUAGAGAAUCGAGAGAGAACAUGGACUUGUCUGAGCGAAAACGAAAUACCAAUGUAACGCUGCAUUUCUGUUGCAAUGCUUUUAUAUUAUAUAUUGAAAAAGAGAAGAAACACAAAGAGAAAAAUAAUUAUAUGUUUAUAUGUGUAUAUAUGUAUUUACAUACAGAUAUAAUUGUUUUUUCUACGUAUGUAUAUACAUACAAUACAUAUAUAUAUAAAAUCGGAAUUGCGACAUGAACAAUGCAAUAGAAUGGAAGUGUGGAUUUCUGAUAAACGAAGAAAGAUUAAUCGCUCCAGUUGUAUAAUAACUUGUAUCAUAACACGAAGUAUCUAAUGGAUUGUGUAAUAAGUAUCUUUUGACUGUGUAAUAAAAGGACUCUGUAUAUAUAUACACACAUUAUAUACGUGUACACAAGUAAGACGAUUGUAUGCGAUAUAUGAAAUGUUUUGUUAUUAAAUCAAAGAUACUUUUAAACGGA
Molecule: messenger RNA, 1648 nt
Organism: Monomorium pharaonis (pharaoh ant)
Lineage: Eukaryota; Metazoa; Arthropoda; Insecta; Hymenoptera; Formicidae
Exons: 4
Coding region: 20-976 (318 amino acids)
Source: RefSeq, a predicted model, not a curated record